AACGAUAGUCAUAACAAAUCAAAUCAACAUUUGCAUUUCUGUUUUUAAAUUUAAAAAACAUUAGUUACUCCUUUUUUUUUGUUUCCACCAUUUUUUUUCAACAUCAUGUUUACCACCAUUGCUGUGCCUGCCGCCCAAACAAAGGCCUCCGCCGUGCCGGAGAGGGAGGUGCUGAGAAGAAGAAACGAGGAAUUGGAGAAGGAAUUGAAGAAGAGCAUUGAAAGGGAAGAGAAAAUGAAAGAGGAAUUGAAUAAGACAUGGGAGAGGCUGAGGGUAGCGGAGGAGGCGGAGGAGCGCCUCUGUUCUCAGCUCGGAGAAUUUGAAGCAGAGGCUGUGGAUCAGGCUCGGAUCUACAGGACCCGAAUCCAUACUUUAAUGGAUCAGCUUUCGAUGGCCCAAAAACUUCUUCAGUCUGGUCAAAUUACAAUUCCUGAUUCUCAAUGAUCAAUUCAUGGAGUUUGAUCUUUCAUUGAUUUUUCUCCCUCUUUUGCCGAUUGACAUGAAUAGUUCUAAUUUUUUUCGUCUUUCUCCGUUUGAUUUGGGCGCGUUGUGUAUUGAAUGCGGCCGGUUUGGUUUGGCUCCAUGUAAAUGACGAGAUGAAAGAUUAAUUAGGAACUCAGUGUGGUGUGUGUAUUGACUUUCUCUCCUUUCGUUUUGGAGAUGUAAUGGGAAAUUUGUGUGUA
Molecule: messenger RNA, 683 nt
Organism: Solanum stenotomum
Lineage: Eukaryota; Viridiplantae; Streptophyta; Magnoliopsida; Solanales; Solanaceae
Product: protein RESPONSE TO LOW SULFUR 3-like
Exons: 1
Coding region: 106-444 (112 amino acids)
Biological process (GO): cellular oxidant detoxification
Source: RefSeq, a predicted model, not a curated record